Zea mays is the source of this 1086-nucleotide messenger RNA. RefSeq lists its product as uncharacterized. Bases 496 to 798 code for a protein of 100 amino acids. Lineage: Eukaryota; Viridiplantae; Streptophyta; Magnoliopsida; Poales; Poaceae. The transcript has a single exon. The record is from RefSeq and is marked predicted.
CAAACUUGUUAUUGAUGAUAAUCGAAUGCGAACCAUUACUGUUACCAUUUAUGUUACAUUUUGCGAGUACGUAUCCAUCCAGAUACUUCUCGACCUAAGCAUUAACAUACACAUAAGCUACGUCUAUUUCUCAAUCGCGAACACAAUCACAUCGCCAUAUGCGAGGAGGCAACUUCACAAACAUCUAAUACACCUCAACAAGCUAACAAAUCGUCCUACCACACUAAACCGAACUUGAAUCUCGCAAGAACACCGACCAGCGCCGAUCGAAGCUUUCGACUGAACACCUUGCGAGCGAUGCGCCGAACUUGCUUCCAUCAUCCACAUUACCACCAGACGGUCUGCGCCAGGUUGCUGUUACCGCGACGAGGACGGAUCGAGGCAAACAACGAUAUGAGAGCUGUUGGAGAGCUCGACCACAGACACUGGGGAUUGACGGCGAGACACGUGUAAUAGUUUGGGGACGGUGCACGGCGAGUAGGACUGGCAUUGAAUAUGGCGAGGUCCAAGACAAGGUCAGCUCGGAGUCCUCAGCGAGGGAGGCAGCGGCUGUUGUCGAGGGGAGUUCGCCGGGAUCCUCGUCCGACCUGGGCGAGCUCGUUGUUGCAUAGGGGCGAGUGUCAGGGCGCUGCUACAGAUGCCGGAGCUGGAGGGGGCGACAACGCGGGCUCUGGAGGCCAAGCCGCGGCGAGGUCGACUGGCGUGGGGGGAAGCAGGUGCGCCCUGCCAUGGGGACGAGCAGCACCACAGCGGGGAAAAGCCUAUAGGCGCGGCGGACGUCGCUGCUGGAGACGGUGACGACAAUCAGAGUGGGGAGGUCCGUCCCGACGACGCACCAGACGGCCACGAGGGAGGAGCUCGGGGGGACAUGGGAGAGAGCUGGAGGAGGCAUGCUGAUGGAGUCAUGGUGACCCGGCCACGGUGAGAGUACAGAGUCCUGCAGAGCCGUUGCCGAGGAUGUCUGAAGACGCGACGCAGGGGCUAGCAGCGCUGGGUGCGCGGUGGUGGAGACGAGCUAGGGUGUGUCAGUGUGUGUGCCGAUGGUGGAGCAGAGGGCGCUGGGUGUGUCGGUACAGGUGGCGUGCG